Messenger RNA from Rhizopus microsporus ATCC 52813, 996 nucleotides. RefSeq names its product glutaredoxin 3-like protein. The transcript is spliced from 6 exons. Gene Ontology annotation, molecular function: 2 iron, 2 sulfur cluster binding. Bases 1 to 996 code for a protein of 331 amino acids. The record is from RefSeq and is a predicted model, not a curated record. Lineage: Eukaryota; Fungi; Mucoromycota; Mucoromycetes; Mucorales; Rhizopodaceae.
AUGUCAAACUUGAUUGAGAUUCGAUCUGAAGCCCAGUUCCAGGAACUUGUUCAAAAGAAAGAUCUUGUAUUUAUAUUAAACUUUUGGGCUCCUUGGGCAGAGCCUUGCCAGCAAAUGAACGACGUCUUUGCCGAACUUUCUGGCAAGUUUCCUGCUCUUCAAUUUUUAAAGAUUGAAGCUGAAGAGAAUCCUGAUAUAUCUGAGAGCUUUGAAAUUUCUGCUGUACCUACCUUUAUCAUUUUGAAGGGUGGAAAAGUAGUUGAGCAAGUUGAAGGAGCAAAGGCAGCAGAGUUAAGUAAUGCAGUAGCCAAGCAUGCUAAAGGCGUCUUGAAUAAGUUUGUUACCACACCUGCUGCUUCAGCAGAUAGCGAAGCAAAGCCUGUGAAGGAUCUCAAUUCUCGUUUGAAGGCACUUAUUAACAGUGCUCCUGUCAUGAUCUUUAUAAAGGGAACACCUCAACAGCCUCGUUGUGGAUUUUCUCGUCAACUUGUAGAAUUGUUGGCAGAACAAAAAGUAAAAUACAGCUCAUUCAACAUCCUUGCUGACGAAGAUGUACGUCAAGGAUUAAAGGCUUACUCAGACUGGCCAACUUACCCACAAGUAUAUGUAAAUGGAGAGUUAAUAGGUGGACUAGACAUUGUAAAGGAGAUGGUUGCAUCUGGAGAGUUUCAAGAAAUGUUACCUAAAGAAAAAGACCUAAGUACUCGGCUUCAAGAGCUCAUUGAAAAGCAACCUGUCAUGGUGUUCAUAAAAGGAACACCCGAAGAACCUCGUUGUGGAUUUUCAAGACAAAUGGUCGCUUUGCUAAAUGAUAGACAUGUCAAGUACGGCUAUUUUGAUAUAUUAACAGAUGAUGAAGUUAGACAAGGAUUGAAGACACAUGUUAACUGGCCAACAUUCCCUAUGCUCUUCUAUAAAGGUGAAUUGUUGGGUGGAUUAGAUAUCAUCAAGGAAAUGAUCGAGAGUGGUGAAUUCGAUCAAGUCAUUACAGCUUAG